AUGGUGCGAAGCACAAUGCCAUCUUUAUGGAACAACGUCUGGCAAAAUCAAAAAAGAACAAAGAGCUUCUGGGACCAGAGUGCAACCUUCAAGGACAUGAAAACAUCAGUUGGAGUCAGCAUAUCUAGAACGGUCCACAUGGACUCAGACAUGCUCUUUCGAAGAUUACUGGCUGUCUCCAAACAAAGAGAGGUGUCCAUGGAGACUGUGAUGUCUCACGAACUCGCAGCUGUCCCACCCUCUUUGUUUUUUGAUGAUGGAAGCAUGAAGAAGACAACAAAAGCUGACCUGGCCAAGAAACUCGAUGCUGUUGUUGAAGAGACACAGCAGCUGCCAAAUGUUAAAGAACCAUCAGCAUAUAUCAUUGAUGCCAUGGAUAUUCUUCAAAGUCUCAAUGAUUCAGCUUUUCAAACGUUCAAUGACCUGGACCGGCAAAUCCGUGGCCAGAACAGCAGAGAAUAUGAACGUUUGCACAAAUAUGAUGAAGAAGAAUAUCGCCGGAAGAGAGAGAUUACUGUCAGAUGCUCCGGCUGUCCAAAGCCCGUCACCAACUUCCAUCAAGCUCAGUUUCCUCAAUAUGUGAUGGAUGUGCUGCUGCAACAGAACUUUAAGGAGCCCACUGCUAUCCAGGCUCAAGGUUUUCCUUUAGCUCUCAGCGGCAGGGACAUGGUGGGCAUCGCUCAGACUGGCUCUGGAAAAACACUGGCUUAUCUGCUGCCUGCCAUAGUGCAUAUUAACCUUCAGCCCUACUUGGAGAGAGGGGAUGAGCCCAUUUGUCUUGUGUUGGCACCAACGCAUGAAUUAGCCCAGCAGGUGCAGCAAGUGGCUUAUGACUAUGGCAAAUCAUCUCGGAUCAAAAGUACCUGUGUGUAUGGAGGAGCCCCUAAGGGUCCACAGCCUGACAAACAGACUCUCAUGUGGAGUGCUACAUGGCCUAAAGAGGUUUGUCAGCUGGCUGAAGAUUUCCUCCAUGACUAUGUCCAAAUCAAUAUAGGAGCUCUAGAAUUGAGUGCAAACCACAACAUCCUGCAGAUAGUGGAUGUCUGCAUGGAGAAUGAGAAAGACAACAAGCUGAUUCAGCUGAUGGAGGAAAUCAUGGCUGAAAAGGAGAGCAAAACCAUCAUCUUUGUUGAGACAAAGAAACGUUGUGAGAAGAGAUUGCUCUGCUAA
This is a messenger RNA of Carassius auratus (goldfish), 1170 nucleotides long. RefSeq names its product probable ATP-dependent RNA helicase DDX17. Bases 1 to 1170 code for a protein of 389 amino acids. Gene Ontology annotation, molecular function: nucleic acid binding; RNA helicase activity; ATP binding. The transcript has 9 exons. The record is from RefSeq and is a predicted model, not a curated record. Lineage: Eukaryota; Metazoa; Chordata; Actinopteri; Cypriniformes; Cyprinidae.